Molecule: messenger RNA, 1333 nt
Organism: Cuscuta epithymum
Lineage: Eukaryota; Viridiplantae; Streptophyta; Magnoliopsida; Solanales; Convolvulaceae
Source: the annotation of a GenBank genome assembly
UAAAAAAUGAAGAUACUGUCGAGUGUCGACCAAGCUUGCUCAUGAUAUCCUAACUCCUAAGCAAUUGCCAAAAAAUUCUCAAUUUCUGAUAACUGCCACAGUGACAUGACGCUUGCCCUGCGAUCCCUCCCACGACUUCCUGACAUUCGCCUCAAGUUCGGCCCUUCAUCCCCGGCAAUAUCAUCUGUAAAUAAGAAGCCGGGACUGUUCAGAAUACGAGCAAUCUUGACAGAGAAACAGAAUAGCAAACAAGAAGAUGAUUACCAUGCUACCCUCAAAGCUCUUAACUCCAAAGGGAGAUUUCCCCGGAAAUCCCUCGGCCAGCAUUAUAUGGUAAAUUCGGCUGUAAACGAUCAGCUUGUUGCGACUGCAGAGGUAAAAGAAGGAGACGUCGUACUUGAGAUUGGGCCUGGGACUGGCUCACUGACCCAUGCUCUUGUUAACUCCGGUGCGACUGUUCUUGCAGUUGAAAAGGAUCCGUACAUGGCUGCACUUGUGAGGGAGAGAUUUUCCAACCUAGGUUGUGUAAAGGUUUUGGAAGAGGAUUUCACAAAAUGUCAUAUACGCUCUCACAUAUCCUCGACUUUGGGAACUGCAACAGAUCCCUUAUAUAGUCAAUCACCAUAUGCAAAGGUGGUGUCUAAUAUACCAUUUAACAUUACUACAGAUGUGGUUAGGCAACUUCUUCCUAUGGGGGAUACCUUCUCAGAAAUUGUUCUUCUACUCCAGGAGGAAACAGCCUUGCGCAUGGUGAGUGCAUCCAUAAGCUCGUCCGAGUAUCGGCCUAUUAAUAUUUUCAUCAACUUUUAUUCAGAUCCUGAAUACAGAUUCAAGGUCCCAAAGACAGCCUUUUUCCCCCAACCUAAAGUUGAUGCGGCAGUUGUUUCCUUCAGGCUAAAGCAAGCUGUGAAUUAUCCUCCAGUGUCUUCUUGCAAGAGCUUCUUUUCAAUGGUGAACUCGGCUUUCAAUGGAAAACGUAAGAUGUUGCGAAAAUCACUUCAGCACAUUUGCUCCUCCCGUGAGAUAGAAGAAGCUCUUAGUGGUAUUGGUCUUCUGCCUACCUCAAGACCUGAAGAGCUUGCUUUAGCAGACUUUGUAAGGUUGCAUAACCUGAUAGUCAAAGAAUAGAAUGCACACUAUGGGAUUAUUGUUUGUAACAGUAAACACUGAAGUUAUUGAAAUCACAGUCAAUAAACCACAUCUAAAAAAGACUACGCAUAUAUGAAUCUCAACAUCUGGAUUCUGGAGCUAUUUUAGAAACAGUACAAGAGUUCCAAAGAUUGUUGAUCUCUUAACUGAUAAAUAAUUUCAAAAGUUUUUUACUUACUAGCAA